AUGGGUCCGACUCACGACCACACCAUGAUCGCAAACCAAUCUCGAUGGACAAUACUGAGGAAUGGCUCCUCUCGCCGGUCAAAAGUACUCGUUGGCGCCUUCUUCAUCUUCUUACUGUCCGCGAUCUUUGUACUGCAGCCACACUGGCACGUCGCCAGCUCCGGACUACCAGUGCCUAGCUUACACCGACCUACGCCAGAGUCUACACCCAAGGGGCCGGCCGGGAGCGAUGGUGGCGAUAACGGCGCUGGCUCACGUACAGCUGUUAUGACGCCGGACGCUGACGGGGUCCUCUUGUCCGCGGGAACGCCUAUUUUCACAUCGCCUAGCGGUCGUCACGCUCUCGUUCUGCAGGAUGACGGCGACCUGGUUCUCAACAGGGUUGAUGAUGACGGCAGCUCUCAUGCCGUGUGGUGGACCGCGACAGGUGAUUUGCACAAGGGCGGGCGCACAGUCAUUCUUGAGAAUCAACAAGGCCACGUUCGUGUCGUAUUAAAUGCCAUGUUGAAGAAUACGUGGACGACGGUUUGGCAUAGCGACCUCGAGCCGGCCUGCAAGAAGACACAGGGAGGCAUUAUGGGACGGAGCGAGGACGGCGGGUCGCAAACAAUCACCAAGUCGAAGAGAAGCUCUGGUCAACUCGAGCUGUCGGAUACGGGGAGACUAUCGAUUCGUGGGCUAUGCGAUUUGUACGUGCCACCGAGUGAGCGCGAAAAGGAGCGCAGUCUGGCUGUCAUCAUUGCCGGCCUGUACAGGACCAACCACGUUACCUGCAAGACGCACAUGUCGGAGCUCAUCGCCGACCACCCGGCUUUCUCGAGGAUCGACGUCUUCGCCUACAUGCUCUACGAGCCUGGUGACGUAGAUGUGUUCAACCGAACCAAGGAGUCCAUUGAAGCGAACCUGAGGGAGUGCUAUGGCACACACUUGCGAUCGGUCGACGUUUUGCCUGUGAGCGAGACGGAGGUGGAAUAUCCCGGCGGCACGGAGGCGAUGGCGGCGACACCGUGUGGCGAAAGACUGGGAAGAUUGAACAAUCAGCUGAGAACCGUAUCGUUGGCGGCGGAGAGGUGGUGGGCUUGGAGUGUCACCAACGGCUACACCCAUGACACAGUACUGCGGAUUCGGCCGGACACGUCGUUAUGGGCGAGACCACAAUUCAAGACGCUGGAGGAGCUGGGCCCAAACACGCUCAUUCUGCCACACCCUCGAGGUGAACACUACUUCUACUGUGCGCGUAUGAGCGGGCGCGUCGGUGUCGGACCAACCGAUCAAAUUGCGUACGGAAGCGCGGCGGCCAUGGGCCACUGGCUCUACAUGUACGACCGGUUCCAACAGAUGGUCGACCUUGCAGCAACUCCCUCUCGACCGGCGCUCCGUGACUUCUCGGGAUGCGAGGUUAUGCCGUCAGGUCCCCUGGCAAGCGAUUGCCCGACGCCGGCGCCUUGCUCAAUAGAGUGUCUCGUGGCAUGGUUUCUUGAGGCCCGCGGUGUGGACUUCCACAUCGAGUGGGGAUGGGAGCAGAACCCAUUGAGAUGGAAAGAUAUCGGCCAACUUGGCGCAGAGGAAGAGAGACUGGCCGAUCACGACGACGAGGACGAUGGGAUGACGUGGGGGUGA
Colletotrichum paranaense is the source of this 1620-nucleotide messenger RNA. RefSeq lists its product as uncharacterized. Bases 1 to 1620 code for a protein of 539 amino acids. The record is from RefSeq and is a predicted model, not a curated record. The transcript is spliced from 2 exons. NCBI's taxonomy places the organism in Eukaryota, Fungi, Ascomycota, Sordariomycetes, Glomerellales, Glomerellaceae.